AUGGCUGGUGCCGACCCUCAAACAAUGGCUGGUGCCGAUUCUCCGACCAACAAGCGGCCGCUCAACAACGACUCUGACAAGAAAAAUGAGGCUAAUCGAAUUCCAGUCACCUUGUUGUCGGGUUUCCUCGGUAGCGGCAAAACCACGUUGCUGCAGCAUAUUCUCAAGAAUAAGGAUCACGCUCUGCGUGUGGCGGUUAUCGUCAACGACAUGGGUGAACUCAACAUCGAUGCCAAUCUUGUUGCGUCAGCUGGCGUGCUUCAGCGAGAGGAGCAGCUCGUCCGACUCGAAAACGGCUGCAUCUGCUGCACCCUACGCGUCGACUUACUUGAGCAGAUUGCUCGUAUCGCGCAACAGGGUGAGGUCGACUACAUUAUUAUCGAAAGUUCAGGUAUCAGUGAGCCUAUGCAGGUGGCAGAAACUUUCGUGUUCGAGCUGCCGGAAGGCACCGAAGAGAUGAAGGCGGAUCCUAUGUUAUCUCCAAGUAACUCGAAGCGGUCUCGCACCGACUCCGGUGCAUCGUCGGGUGACGAAACCAGUCCCGUCAGUUCGCCCUCACAGCCUGCGGCUUCGUCUGGAAUUCGGACCGUCCAACUUGACGAACUGCUUGUACGUGAUGGCAAGAAGCUGCCGUUGUUGCGUGACAUCGCGCUGCUGGACACGUGUGUGACUGUCGUUGAUGCCGCUACUUUCUUCCACGUAUUCGACGAUCCAAGAAUGCUCGCAGACGUCGAAGAAAACCGCAAACAGCUACCUGAGGGAGACACGCGGACAAUCACCGACCUCCUAAUCGAUCAAAUCGAAUUUGCUGAUAUCAUCCUAGUCAACAAGACCGAUUUGGUAUCUGCCAAGGACAUCGAAGCGAUUGAGAAGGUACUUCGCCGACUCAAUUCGUACGCGAAAAUUGAGCGUACAGUUAAGGGUCGAGUCGACCCUAAAACAAUUCUUGGCACGAACAUGUUCUCAUUCGAGCGUGCAUCCAACCAGAUGGGUUGGCUUGAGUCUCUCACAGUUCCGCACACUCCUGAGACUCUUGAAUAUGGAAUAGGGUCGUUCUUGUACAAGGCAGACCGGCCGUUCCACCCCGCACGGUUGACGGGCAUCAUUCAGGACGAGUUCGUCAUUGUAGAGUCUCCGACUCUUCCUCCAUUCCCAUCCGACGAAGACGAUGGUCACAACCAUGACCAUGAAGAAGAGGAAGAAGAAAUGAAGCCUGAGCAAGAUGGCGAACCCUUAGGUAAGGAAGAGAUCGCCAAGCGGCUGGAAGGCAAGCAGAAUGGUCUGUUUAAGAACCUACUCCGUAGCAAGGGUGUCUUCUGGCUGGGCACUAGAUCCUAUAACUACGCUACGUGGUCGCAGGCUGGUUUGUACUGCACACUAUCCAACGGUGGCAUGUGGAUUGCUGCCUUGCCUGAAGAAGAGCGCACACGCACAAUGAAGGAACUGCCCAACUACUCGACGCUUAUGGCCCGUGAGCACGGUGAUCGUGCGCAAGAACUCGUGUUCAUCGGACGCUUCUCUCAGGAAGACGAUGAAAUCGCUAAGAUCCGUGCAGCAUUGGACUCUUGUCUACUUACGGAUGAGGAGAUGAUGCAGUACAAUGCGGGCGACAUUGAGGAGUGGGAAGACCCGUUUGAGCCGUGGGAGUACUACACUUUCGAUGAUUGA
This is a messenger RNA of Peronospora farinosa, 1668 nucleotides long. The record is from the annotation of a GenBank genome assembly. Lineage: Eukaryota; Oomycota; Peronosporomycetes; Peronosporales; Peronosporaceae.